Molecule: messenger RNA, 713 nt
Organism: Cajanus cajan (pigeon pea)
Lineage: Eukaryota; Viridiplantae; Streptophyta; Magnoliopsida; Fabales; Fabaceae
Product: outer envelope membrane protein 7
Source: RefSeq, a predicted model, not a curated record
AGAGAGAGUGGGCCAGUGGUUGGGCCGAUGUAAGUGGGCCAAUGGGAACCGAGAAGCGAGUGCAUAGGUUGGAUGUAAGAGAGUUAGAGAGAUGGUAAUGGUGAAACAGAAAUUGGUUUGAAAGUGAGAGGAAUGGGUGCGAUAACGAGCGCGGUGAUUGCAGUGGUGGGAGUGAUUCUGGGUUGGAUCACAAUAGAGAUCGCUUGCAAGCCAUGUCUUGAAAAGGGUCGAGAAGCUAUCGAUCGGAGUCUCGAUCCAAAUUACGAUCCUGACCAACAAGACACCGCUAUUCGCGCUCCGCUCAACCCCGCCGCCGUCCCCGACCACUCCCCCGCCGCCUCCUCUGCCGCCGUCAAAGCUGUUUGAAAACUUAUCACCCUUCUCAUGUUUCCGCAUGCUAUUCAAUAUCUGUACCCAUAGUUUUAUUUUACCCUUUUUAGGGCAGUAUAUGAAAAAGGUUUUUUUUUUUCUUUCUGGGGUGGAUCUCUGUGUGUGUGUGCGCUUUAAAUGGUUAUUCCUCUGAGGGUGAAAUGGCAAACUUGGGAUCUUAAUUGUAUUGUAUGUUACUGAAUAAUUAUAGAGUGUGGAGACUUGUCAUUAUUUAAAUGGAGAUUGUAAUUUACCUCAAACGUUGGGGCUGAGAAUGUUUUAUUGGUAUAACUAGUCGCAUACAAUUCGAUGAAAUGAAAAUAAAUGCACGAGUUGCAAAAGUA